Molecule: messenger RNA, 4863 nt
Organism: Danio rerio (zebrafish)
Lineage: Eukaryota; Metazoa; Chordata; Actinopteri; Cypriniformes; Danionidae
Source: RefSeq, a predicted model, not a curated record
UUCUUCCUGUCAUUCUCUCCCAAUCUUUCUCAGAGUCCUAAUUUCAGCACGGCACCUCUCCACGUCCAUUGGCGCGUCGGCGGAGCGCACUCGGGUGGAUUUCUUCUUCUUUGCGCUACUUUUGCAGACUGGCUCUCUUUCCCAUCUGAACUUACUUGAUAGGCGGACAGGCAGACAGAACACACCAUGGCCGUACCGGCUGCUCUGAUUCCCCCAUCGGCUCUGGUCCAUCCGUGUCCGAUCUCAACUUCUUCGUCAGCAUCAUCAGCAUCAUCAUCAUCAUGCUCCGCGACCGCAGCAUCAUCAUCCUCGCCCUCGGCCACUUCUGCGUCUCCUUCUCAGUCAGCGACCCAGAAUCUGUUCCGCGCGGAUCUGAUCAGCACCAACUGCACCAGUAGCAUCCCACUGGCCGGCAAGCCCGUGUACUCGACCCCGUCUCCAGUUGAAAACACUCCGCAAAAUAAUGAGUGUCGGAUGGUGGAGCUGAGGGGCGCAAAGGUGGCCUCGUUCACAGUGGACGGACAGGAGCUCAUCUGCCUGCCCCAGGCAUUUGACUUGUUUCUCAAACACCUGGUCGGGGGUCUGCACACCGUCUACACCAAACUCAAGCGGCUGGAGAUCACGCCGGUGGUGUGUAACGUGGAGCAGGUCCGCAUCCUGCGCGGGCUGGGGGCCAUCCAGCCCGGGGUCAACCGCUGCAAACUCAUCUCCAGAAAAGACUUCGAGACCCUCUACAACGACUGCACCAAUGCCAGCUCAAGACCCGGGAGGCCUCCAAAACGGACCCAGAGUGUGACAUCGCCGGAGAACCCUCACAUCAUGCCGCACACGGUGCCGGGCCUCAUGUCGCCAGGAAUCAUUCCCCCCACAGGCCUCACAGCUGCAGCUGCAGCAGCAGCUGCCGCCACCAAUGCCGCCAUCGCAGAGGCCAUGAAGGUGAAGAAGAUCAAGCUGGAGGUGAUGAGCAGCUACCACGGCAGUAACACCCACAACGGGCCUGAUUCUGAGAAUGGAGACCUGAGCUCCAGUGUGGGCUUGGAGCUGCCGUUUAUGAUGAUGCCCCACCCCCUGAUCCCUGUCAGCCUGCCUCCCGCAUCCGUCACAAUGGCGAUGAGUCAGAUGAACCACCUCAGCACCAUCGCCAAUAUGGCCGCCGCAGCACAGGGACAGAGUGCCCCAUCCCGAAUGGUGACAUCAGUGAUUAAGGAACGGGUCCCCGACAGUCCCUCCCCUGCCCCCUCUCUGGAAGACGGCAGGAGGCCGGGGAGCCGUCCCUCGUCCCAGCGCAGCAGCAGCGUCUCCAGCUCUCCAGCACACACCGAGAGCUCCUCCGACAGAAUGCCUGUGCAUCAGAAUGGGCUGUCGAUGAACCAUGCGUUACUGGGUCUGUCUCCCAGCAUCUUACCCGGGCCUAAAGAGGGCGAUCUGGCUCACGACAUCGUCCAUAACGCCAAGAGAAUGCAUCUGGAGAAAGAAGAAAUUCCCAUGUGCACGCCGACAGCCAGAGACAGCUAUGAGAGACUGUCGCUGGCGGGGCAGACUUUACCUCCAGGAUUCCCCUCACCCUUCCUCUUCCCUGAUGGCCUGUCGUCUAUAGAAACCCUGCUGACUAACAUCCAGGGUUUACUGAAGGUGGCGAUUGAUAACGCUCGUGCUCAGGAGAAACAAGUACAGCUGGAGAAAACGGAGCUGAAGAUGGAGCUGUUUAGAGAGAGAGAGCUCAGAGAAACCCUGGAGAAACAACUGGCUGUCGAGCAGAAGAACAGAGCGAUCAUUCAGAAAAGGUUGAAGAAAGAGAAGAAAGCCAAGAGGAAAUUGCAGGAGGCGCUGGAAUAUGAGUCGAAGCGACGAGAGCAGGCGGAGCAGACCCUGAAACAGACAUCACCUACAGAAAGUCUCAGAUCACUCAAUGACUCGUUGACCCAGGAGAUAGAGACUGACCGCAGCAGUGGCAGAACAGAUGCUGAGAGGACAAUACAAGAUGGAAGACUUUUUCUGAAAACCACAGUGAUGUACUAACAGCAUGACGUUGAAGACUGGCCACUUGUGUUGUAGGACGAUUCUCCAGAGUCCCUUCGCAGGGUAAUUUAGUUACAGAAACAGGUCAAUCGCUCAUAGAGGUGCACCAAGGGUUUAUGCUGGGCCCGAUGUGGAGGAUGGAUUGUGUCCGAAUGUAGUAUUAGGACUCGUAUUAUCACUGAUAUCAACAUUAUAAUAUACCAGAUGUGGGAUUGGAUGUGACGAGUUGACCAAGGUGACAAUUUGAGCACAGUAAAACGUACCUUUUGGUACACUCGGUGAUAAUAUUUACAACAAAUUCACAGCACUGAAGAUUUUUUAUACUGUAUUUAAACCAGCGAGAAAGCUUCGGAAAUUCAAUCGGAUUCAGAGGUUUUGUUUUGUAUUAAAAGAAGAAAAACACACACACACAAAUCAAUGUUAGAACUAUUUGCCAAGAUGUUAAAGAUCCAAACUUGGAGGAGAACCUCUGAAAAUGUGAAUUUGAAUAUAUGUUGAUCAACAGAAAAGACUAAUAUCUGCUUUUAAUGUUUUCUAAACUAGAAGAAAAAAAACAAUCAAGUUUCAUUUCUAUCAUUAUUGUAUAUACAAGAGCAGAAGAUAGGUUAACUCACUCACUUUGGUAUUUGUAUAUAAUGUCAAAAGUUGGUAUUGUGUAUGCAGUAGAUCUAUUAGGAGAACAAUACCGACGUUUAUAUUGAAUUUCUAGAUUUGUUUUGUUUCUGAGCCAUCAUUCUUUCAAUUCGCUGCCACUAUGGUGAGGAAGCAUGCAGGCAUGUAAAUGUGUUGUCCUGAAUUCAUGUUAUUCAAUAAAUACUUAACUGUGCUGAACAAAUGUACUUAGGGUUUAUUCACUCACACCCAGUUAAAGUUGAUGAACACUAUCUUUUAACAGCUACAUUUUAAAGCUUGUAAGGACUGAUUUUAAAUUCAGUUGUAUAGGUCGCCAAAUGCUACACAUCAUUAUUACACUGAAUUUGGGGUAUUACUUUCAUCAAUGGGCCCAUUUAAAUGAGUAUUUUAUGUGUCAUAUUAAAUAAAUAUCUAUUGUUCAAGUCAGUAUCUUCAGCAAAACAACAUGCAGCAAGUCACAGAAACAUUAUAUUCAUUCUGAAAUCCAACAGAAGAUAACUUAUACUUAUUAUAAUUAUUCAUUAUUGGCCCCGAUGUAGACCAUAGGUGAUGAAAUGAAUUGCAUGCUGAACUUUAUUGUGAAGUUCAGCAUAAUAAAGUUGAUGAACACUAUCAUUUAAACAGCUAUAUUUUGAAGCUGAAUCUUGUAAGGACUGAUUUUAAAUUCAGUUGUAUAGGUCACCAAAUGCUACACAUCGUUAUUACACUGAAUUUGGGGUAUUACUUUCAUCAAUAGGCCCCUUUAAAUAAGCAUUCAAUGUAUCGUACUACAUAAAUAUCUAUUGUUCAAGUCAGCAUCUUCAAUAAGCAAACAUGCAGCAAGUCACAGAAACAUUAUAUUCAUUCUGAGAUCCAACAGAAGAUAACUUAUAAUAAUAAUUCAUUAUUGCCCCCCAUGUAGACCAUAGUUGAUUAAAUAAAGUGCAUGCUGAACUUUAUUAUGAAGUUCAGCAUAAUAAAGUUGAUGAACAAUAUCAUUUAAACAGCUACAUUUUGAAGCUGAAUCUUGUAAGGACUGAUUUUAAAUUCAGUUGUACAGGUCACCAAAUGUUACAAAACAUUAAUACACUGAAUUUGGGGUAUUACUUUCAUCAAUAGGCCCAUUUAAAUAAGCAUUUAAUUCAUUAUACUACAUAAAUAUUGUGUUCAAGUCAGCAUCUUCAAUAAGCAAAUAUGCAGCAAGAAUAUUCAUUCUGAGAUACAAUGGAAGAUAAUUGAUAAUAAUUUUUCAUCAUUGCCCCCCCAUGUAGACUAUAUUUGAUUAAAUAAAGUGCAUGCUGAACCUUUUUUUUUUUUUUUUUUUGCAGAUAAAUUAUAUAUAAUAAUAAGGUUAUGCUAAUGUACACUUGCUGGCAACACAUUUUUGUUUUAUUGCUUAUUUUUUGAAAGAAGAAGAUUCCUAAAAUAUUUGACAGAUUUAAUUAAUCGUUGCCAGCCGAUAUUCACACGAGUCCUUCACAUAAUUUGCCUUUUUCAAGGCAAAAAUCAAGUAAUCACAGCAAUCCCAAACUGUCAGAUUUGAAUAAAGAGUGAAACAAUUGAGCCGGAUGGGUUUAAAAUUACACUCUGCUAAUUAGCGGUAAUGUCGAAUAUAUUAAAUCAUAGAUUACAGGCUUUUAUUAUACCAAGUAGAUGAUGAUGAUGAUGGUGAUGAGGCACUUAUUGGAUAAUCAAGAAAGAAUAUGUGUUGAAAGGAUCCUUUAUUAGAUGGACGUAUCUAAUGUUACGGGGCAGCUAUUUAAACUAUAAUCAUAGACAUUAUUUUGUCACGCAUUUGUCCUCGGUCUGUAACAAUUCAAAUGUUUAUUGUGUUAAACUACAUGUUAAAGUAUCUUUUUACCUCAUCAAAGAGGACUUGCCUUUUAGUUUCUUUUUAUGUGAUGUAAACACUGUAGCAAGAUUUAUGGACACAUUGUUCCUUAUUUCUUUCUAUGGCAGUAAAAGAAACGUAUAAAUAUUGAAAGGAUGUCUUGUUUUAAAGUGCUUUUCCCUCUUUUCUGAUCUUGUCUUCUGUAAUGACACGGUAUAAGAGAGAGAGAGAGAGAGAGUGUGUGUGUGUGUGUGUAUGAGAAUGAAAGAGCGAAAUGGUGCGUGUCUGCACACAUGCACUACAGUGUAUCUGUGUGGAUUUGCAUGAGUGUGUGUCUGUUUUCUAUUCUAUGGUGUCAAAUAUGGUAAUAAAAUAUUUGUGAGUCUGAUUAUUAGACUAAA